Physcomitrium patens is the source of this 1428-nucleotide messenger RNA. NCBI's taxonomy places the organism in Eukaryota, Viridiplantae, Streptophyta, Bryopsida, Funariales, Funariaceae. The record is from the annotation of a RefSeq genome assembly.
AUGUCACCACGCCCGGAGAUUAAAGCAGGUGUUGGAUUUAAAGCUGGUGUUAAAGAUUACCGAUUAACUUAUUACACUCCAGAUUAUCAAACUAAAGAUACUGAUAUUUUAGCAGCAUUUCGUAUGACUCCUCAACCAGGAGUACCAGCUGAAGAAUGUGGAGCUGCUGUAGCUGCGGAAUCUUCUACUGGUACAUGGACUACUGUUUGGACUGAUGGACUUACUAGUCUUGAUCGUUACAAAGGUAGAUGCUAUGCAAUUGAACCAGUUGCUGGAGAAGAAAAUCAAUAUAUUGCUUAUGUUGCUUACCCAUUAGAUUUAUUUGAAGAAGGUUCUGUUACUAACUUAUUUACUUCUAUUGUUGGUAACGUUUUUGGAUUUAAAGCUUUAAGAGCUUUACGUCUAGAAGAUUUACGUAUUCCUCCAGCUUAUUCUAAAACUUUCCAAGGCCCACCUCACGGUAUUCAAGUUGAAAGAGAUAAAUUAAACAAAUAUGGUCGUCCAUUAUUAGGAUGUACUAUUAAACCAAAAUUAGGUUUAUCUGCUAAAAACUAUGGUAGAGCUGUAUACGAAUGUCUUCGUGGUGGACUUGAUUUCACUAAAGAUGAUGAAAACGUAAACUCUCAACCUUUCAUGCGUUGGAGAGACCGUUUCUUAUUCUGUGCAGAAGCUAUUUACAAAUCUCAAGGUGAAACAGGUGAAAUUAAAGGGCAUUAUCUAAAUGCUACUGCAGGUACUUGUGAAGAAAUGAUCAAAAGAGCUCAAUUUGCUAGAGAAUUAGGUAUGCCUAUUGUUAUGCAUGACUACUUAACUGGUGGUUUUACUGCAAAUACUAGUUUAGCUCACUAUUGUCGUGACAAUGGUUUACUUCUUCACAUUCACCGUGCAAUGCACGCAGUUCUUGACCGUCAAAAAAAUCACGGUAUGCACUUCCGUGUAUUAGCUAAAGCAUUACGUUUAUCUGGUGGUGACCACAUUCACUCCGGUACUGUAGUAGGUAAACUUGAAGGGGAACGUCAAGUAACUCUAGGGUUUGUUGACUUACUUCGUGAUGACUAUAUUGAAAAAGAUAGAAGUCGUGGUAUUUACUUUACUCAAGAUUGGGUUUCUCUGCCAGGUGUUUUACCAGUAGCUUCCGGUGGUAUUCACGUUUGGCACAUGCCAGCGUUAACUGAAAUCUUCGGAGAUGACUCUGUAUUACAAUUUGGUGGUGGAACUUUAGGUCACCCUUGGGGUAACGCACCUGGUGCAGUUGCUAACAGGGUUGCUUUAGAAGCUUGUGUACAAGCUCGUAAUGAAGGACGUGACCUUGCUCGCGAAGGAAAUGAGAUUAUUCGUGAAGCUGCUAAAUGGAGUCCUGAAUUAGCUGCUGCUUGUGAAGUUUGGAAAGAAAUUAAAUUUGAGUUUGACACAGUUGAUACUUUAUAA